AUGUCAGUGACCAAUUUUGGCCGUGGGCUAAGGCCUUGGAGGAAUGUCGUGGUGACCUGCAGGGCCGAGGCCAGCCCGACCACAGCAGCGGGCUGGUGGGGUCGCAUGCGCAGGUGCAAGGCGAUGCAAAGAAAGUUGAAGGUUUUCUCGAGAAGGAGGAAGCCUCUUUCAUUGCCGAGGCAGACAGCUGAAGCUAAGGAAGCAGAAGCCCAAGUUGAGGUAUGGCCAAAGGAAUGCGACGGCUGUUCCGCAGUUUGUCAGAUCCGCACCUGCUCGAUCGUCUCGACAUGUCUCCACCGAAUGGCUUCCUGGAGCGCAAACAGCCUGGCCAUCUUUGGUCCUCCAUGGGGCCGUGCUGGGGCCGAGCUGAAGAUCAUGGCUGCCAUCGAGGCAAAGCUACCAGGUUGCGUGUACUUCGUCCUCAUGGGAAGCCAUCUUGUAGAGGCCGGAGAUACAAACGAGGUCACCGGAACACAAAGCGCACUCCUGAAGAUUGCAAAUGUCAAAGGGUUGGCAUGCGACGGCGGGACUUGCGAGGAAGGAGCCUUCAUGCAGCUUCGCUCCACGGCAAAUGCCUCCUUGCUGGGGCUGCUGGGCAGCCAUGGCACACCAGAGGGCCUGGAGCAGAUGAAAGCGAGCAUCCGCAGCAUGGCCGCGAGUCGUUUGAACGGCAGCGCCUCCCCCUUCAACAUGAGUCAAUCCUCGGUGGUCCCACUCCUCGAAGCAAUCCAAGAAAACAUGAACGUUCUCAUCGAGGAUAUCCGGGCCUCUGCGCAGAGCGACAGGGAUGACCUUGAGCUGGCGGGGCAGGCUUUUGGGCAAUGCAACACGGACCUUGCCAACCGCCCACCGAUCACCGUCACCACACUCCCUCCCACUGUGAUUGCGGCAGGGGACGCCCACGACACGUGCCGGGAUGAAGAGGCAAACAAGAAACAGGCUCGGGAUGAUGCACUGGCUGCGUUUCGGGUGGGCAUGCAAAAUCUCCAGGCGAGUAGGACUGGAGCGUUGGUGGACUGCCUCGGAAAGUUGGCAGAGACUCCGAUCCCUUACAUUGAACCGCUGGAUGGCGACGAGGCGCUGGACUGCGCCAACCCAGUCCAGCAGUGGCUGUUCGAUUUUUCCGAAGAUGUGACGGACAAAAAUGCGGCCUACAAGGAUGCGGAGGCGGCUUACGCGCCCCAGAAGUCCGAGUGCGACGAGAGGCAGCACUUUCUGGAAAGCCGUUUCUGCACCUUUCGCGGCCAGCUGAUGGUGAGCUGUGCGGCUCUGAACCAGUGCUUCACCGACGCCCAGAACUCCCUCACCGCCCUGUGGACCAUCGUGCAGCAGUCCAUCACCAGAAGGCUUGUGGCCUUCAAGUCAGCUUCGCAGGUGAAGUGCUAUAUCAACAUCUUGCAACAGGAUACCCUGACCGAGGCCGCGCUGAACGACUGCGACACCAACCAGCCGGACUCCACAACCCUGACGGUGACGCAGCCGGCGCCGGCAUCGCAGGAGACCUGCGACACAACGCUGGUGGAUGAGCACCCAUGCACGCAGUCGUGGAUCAACACGUACUACACGAGCAAAGAUUGGCACGGCAACGUCGAACAGGUCACCUGCCUUCCCUGCGACGACCAUGACAAGACUGCCGCAUCUUUCAAGGAACUUCAAGUUCAAGAUGGGAGUACUUCUCCAAUCGCGCUCGAUGCCUUCGCGUUCGCGGCACACGACUCGGAGCCGAAGGCCUUCCUCUAUGGUGGCCGGGACACCUACCCUACCUACCAUACGGCCAUGUGGACGCUCACAUUGGAUGCGGCAACAUCCUCAGUGCAGUGGACGUCAAGCUCAGUGACGGCAGGCGGCCCGGGAGAUAAAUGGGGAUCUACGGCCGUGUGGACCGGUGAGAGUGUGCUAGUUUUCGGUGGCCGUCAAGGAGCGUCCGAGGACAUCUCCAACCACCUGUAUGAAUUUAUCCCGGGCUCCCCCGACACCUGGAGCGAAGUUCCACCUGCCAGUUCUGGGCUUAAGAGGUGGCUCCACACGGCAGUCUGGAAGCCAGACACCAAGACCAUGCUGGUGUUUGGUGGAAGCAGCACCACAAGCGAUGGAGACGUCUCAAAUUCCGUUUCCAAGUACACUUGGAGGGGCUUGGCGAGCGGAUCAUGGUUGGACGGGGUGGUCCCCGGCACCGCCCCUGCAGCCCGGCAAGGUCAUGGGGCUGUUUGGGCCGGCGGGACCUUGUCCAAGAUGCUGAUCUUCGGGGGUCGGGGCGCCGGCAUCAUGAACGAUCUAUGGGCCUUUAGCCCAACGGACGAUUCAUGGGAGGAGCUGAUCCCGAGCGAUGCUGCCGGCUCACCCCCGACAAGGUAUGCCAUGUCAGCUGUGUGGGCUGACUCCCUUAACGCCAUGGUGGUGUUUGGAGGACAAAGCAAUGGCGCCCCUGUAAACGACCUUUGGCAAUACACGACCGCAGCGGGUUGGGAAAUGCUAAUUGCAGACCCCAAGCCCUCGCAACGCCGCCUUGCAGGAGCUGUCUGGGUGCCUCAUCAGCAGGCCGCAGGGAUUAGUGAUCAAGAGACGUGUUGUGAGUUGACUGUGGGUUGCAAAUUGAUCAAAUUGGGUGUGGACAUUGUCUUGGCUCUUGACUUCCGUUCCCGUCCUGCAGGCCAUGGUAAUCUUCGGUGGCACCCACGUCUCGGUACGCCUCGGCGACGCCUGGCAGUUGCAGCUGUAGUGCUCCCGUCUGGUGUGUCCUUCCCGGUGCAUGCGAGCCAGUCGCAGCACGCACUCCUGAAGAUUGCAAAUGUCAAAGGGUUGGCAUGCGACGGCGGGACUUGCGAGGAAGGAGCCUUCAUGCAGCUUCGCUCCACGGCAAAUGCCUCCUUGCUGGGGCUGCUGGGCAGCCAUGGCACACCAGAGGGCCUGGAGCAGAUGAAAGCGAGCAUCCGCAGCAUGGCCGCGAGUCGUUUGAACGGCAGCGCCUCCCCCUUCAACAUCAGUCAAUCCUCGGUGGUCCCACUCCUCGAAGCAAUCCAAGAAAACAUGAACGUUCUCAUCGAGGAUAUCCGGGCCUCUGCGCAGAGCGACAGGGAUGACCUUGAGCUGGCGGGGCAGGCUUUUGGGCAAUGCAACACGGACCUUGCCAACCGCCCACCGAUCACCGUCACCACACUCCCUCCCACUGUGAUUGCGGCAGGGGACGCCCACGACACGUGCCGGGAUGAAGAGGCAAACAAGAAACAGGCUCGGGAUGAUGCACUGGCUGCGUUUCGGGUGGGCAUGCAAAAUCUCCAGGCGAGUAGGACUGGAGCGUUGGUGGACUGCCUCGGAAAGUUGGCAGAGACUCCGAUCCCUUACAUUGAACCGCUGGAUGGCGACGAGGCGCUGGACUGCGCCAACCCAGUCCAGCAGUGGCUGUUCGAUUUUUCCGAAGAUGUGACGGACAAAAAUGCGGCCUACAAGGAUGCGGAGGCGGCUUACGCGCCCCAGAAGUCCGAGUGCGACGAGAGGCAGCACUUUCUGGAAAGCCGUUUCUGCACCUUUCGCGGCCAGCUGAUGGUGAGCUGUGCGGCUCUGAACCAGUGCUUCACCGACGCCCAGAACUCCCUCACCGCCCUGUGGACCAUCGUGCAGCAGUCCAUCACCAGAAGGCUUGUGGCCUUCAAGUCAGCUUCGCAGGUGAAGUGCUAUAUCAACAUCUUGCAACAGGAUACCCUGACCGAGGCCGCGCUGAACGACUGCGACACCAACCAGCCGGACUCCACAACCCUGACGGUGACGCAGCCGGCGCCGGCAUCGCAGGAGACCUGCGACACAACGCUGGUGGAUGAGCACCCAUGCACGCAGUCGUGGAUCAACACGUACUACACGAGCAAAGAUUGGCACGGCAACGUCGAACAGGUCACCUGCCUUCCCUGCGACGACCAUGACAAGACUGCCGCAUCUUUCAAGGAACUUCAAGUUCAAGAUGGGAGUACUUCUCCAAUCGCGCUCGAUGCCUUCGCGUUCGCGGCACACGACUCGGAGCCGAAGGCCUUCCUCUAUGGUGGCCGGGACACCUACCCUACCUACCAUACGGCCAUGUGGACGCUCACAUUGGAUGCGGCAACAUCCUCAGUGCAGUGGACGUCAAGCUCAGUGACGGCAGGCGGCCCGGGAGAUAAAUGGGGAUCUACGGCCGUGUGGACCGGUGAGAGUGUGCUAGUUUUCGGUGGCCGUCAAGGAGCGUCCGAGGACAUCUCCAACCACCUGUAUGAAUUUAUCCCGGGCUCCCCCGACACCUGGAGCGAAGUUCCACCUGCCAGUUCUGGGCUUAAGAGGUGGCUCCACACGGCAGUCUGGAAGCCAGACACCAAGACCAUGCUGGUGUUUGGUGGAAGCAGCACCACAAGCGAUGGAGACGUCUCAAAUUCCGUUUCCAAGUACACUUGGAGGGGCUUGGCGAGCGGAUCAUGGUUGGACGGGGUGGUCCCCGGCACCGCCCCUGCAGCCCGGCAAGGUCAUGGGGCUGUUUGGGCCGGCGGGACCUUGUCCAAGAUGCUGAUCUUCGGGGGUCGGGGUGCCGGCAUCAUGAACGAUCUAUGGGCCUUUAGCCCAACGGACGAUUCAUGGGAGGAGCUGAUCCCGAGCGAUGCUGCCGGCUCACCCCCGACAAGGUAUGCCAUGUCAGCUGUGUGGGCUGACUCCCUUAACGCCAUGGUGGUGUUUGGAGGACAAAGCAAUGGCGCCCCUGUAAACGACCUUUGGCAAUACACGACCGCAGCGGGUUGGGAAAUGCUAAUUGCAGACCCCAAGCCCUCGCAACGCCGCCUUGCAGGAGCUGUCUGGGUGCCUCAUCAGCAGGCCAUGGUAAUCUUCGGUGGCACCCACGUCUCGGUACGCCUCGGCGACGCCUGGCAGUUGCAGCUGUAG
Messenger RNA from Symbiodinium sp. CCMP2592, 4896 nucleotides. NCBI's taxonomy places the organism in Eukaryota, Dinophyceae, Suessiales, Symbiodiniaceae. The record is from the annotation of a GenBank genome assembly.